AUGUGUGAGCGCAGUCUCUACAGAGCGGGCUAUGUGGGCUCGCUUCUGAAUCUGCAGUCGCCUGACUCCUUCUACUUCUCCAACCUGCGGCCGAAUGGAGGCCAGUUGGCCGCGCUUCCCCCUAUCUCAUACCCGCGCGGCGCGCUUCCCUGGGCUACCACGCCCGCCUCCUGCGCCCCAGCGCAGCCUGCCGGUGCCACCACCUUCGGCAGCUUCUCGCAGCCCUACCUGGCUGGCUCCGGGCCUCUUGGCCUGCAGCCCCUGGGCGCCAAGGACCGACCUGAAGAACAGGCAAAGUUUUAUACGCCCGACGCGGCCGCUGGGCCUGAGGAGCGUGGCCGUGCGCGGCCGCCUUUUGCCCCCGAAUCUAGCCUGGCCCCUGGGGCUGCUGGUCUCAAAGCGGCAAAGUACGACUACGCGGGCGUGGGCCGUGCCGCGCCAGGCUCUACGGCCUUGCUUGAGGGGACCCCCUGCGCCGCCGGCUUCAAGGAUGACGCCAAGAGCCCGCUCAACUUGAACAUGACAGUGCAGGCAGCGGGCGUCGCUUCUUGCCUGCGACCUUCGCUGCCCGACGGCCUGCCGUGGGGGGCGGCCCCUGGGAGGGCCCGCAAGAAGCGGAAACCCUACACCAAGCAGCAGAUUGCGGAGCUGGAGAACGAAUUCCUCCUUAACGAAUUCAUCAACCGGCAGAAGCGCAAGGAAUUGUCCAACAGGCUGAACCUCAGCGACCAGCAGGUCAAAAUCUGGUUCCAGAACCGGCGUAUGAAGAAGAAGCGCGUGGUGCUGCGGGAGCAGGCGCUGGCGCUGUACUAG
Hipposideros armiger (great roundleaf bat) is the source of this 813-nucleotide messenger RNA. RefSeq names its product homeobox D12 (gene HOXD12). The transcript has 2 exons. The coding region runs from base 1 to 813 and encodes 270 amino acids. The record is from RefSeq and is a predicted model, not a curated record. Lineage: Eukaryota; Metazoa; Chordata; Mammalia; Chiroptera; Hipposideridae. Gene Ontology annotation, molecular function: sequence-specific double-stranded DNA binding; DNA-binding transcription factor activity, RNA polymerase II-specific. Gene Ontology annotation, biological process: regulation of DNA-templated transcription.